Schistosoma haematobium is the source of this 1776-nucleotide messenger RNA. RefSeq lists its product as uncharacterized. Gene Ontology annotation, molecular function: protein binding. Lineage: Eukaryota; Metazoa; Platyhelminthes; Trematoda; Strigeidida; Schistosomatidae. The transcript is spliced from 8 exons. The coding region runs from base 1 to 1776 and encodes 591 amino acids. The record is from RefSeq and is a predicted model, not a curated record.
AUGUCAGAUAAAACAAGUUCCUGUGAUUCAUCUGAUUUCUCUGAUGGUUAUCCAACAACAACGACAAUUAGUACAGUUGCAUUACAAGCUGGUAAUGCACGUAUUGUACUUGCUGUAUUACGUUGUGGAAGUUGGAUACGUGUUCGAAUUCAACGUAUGGAGCCAGAUCUUUAUGAUAUUGGUGCAAAUGCUGAUGAAGCUCGUUCAUUACACGAAAUACAUCAACAUUUAUGUACUAAAUUAGCGUCGAAACAAGAACAAAUAUCAGAACUUUUAUCAAAAGCUGAUGAUUUGGUUACACAACAAACUUCAGAUAACCAAAGUCAAGUGUAUGCAGCAAUGGCUGAAUCAUUAAACCGUGCUUGGCGUGAUUUACUCGGUAUAUUAACUCAACGUGGAAGAUUAUUAGAUUUAGCCAUGGAAUGCUUUAAUUCAGCUGACAAUGUAAUUCAACAAGCUGAAAGAGUUGAACAUUUAUGCAUUACUGGUAGUUGGGGUCAUGAUAUCAGUUCAGUUCGUCGUUUAAUUGAAGAACAUGAAAAUCUAAAACGUACUGGUUUACUAGAACCAUCUCAUAAUCUCCUGAAUUCAGCUAAUAAUUUAUUAGAACUACUUGGUCGUAUGUCAAGCCAAACUGGCAGUUCAACUUCUACAUCAAACACUGGUCCUAGACAUGCAAGUGUUGUAGCACGUGAACACGUAGCUGCAAUUACUUCAAAAGCUGGAAUGACUAGAAGACAUGCAGAAGAUAUUUGGAAUCGUCGUGAUCAUCUACUUCAAUUAAGAUUAACUGUUGUUUCUAUGGAAGCAGAAUUAGAACGUAUUGUUGAUUGGUUUGUAAAGACUGGUGAACCACGUUUCUCAGACUUACAAGUUGGAACAAGUUUAUCUGAAUGUCAAACUAAUUUAGAUAGACUGAUGACAUUAGCAGACGAAGUACGUGAUUUACAAAGUGCUCAUUCACAUUUAACUCAAAAUCUUCAUCAAGCAACAACUACCGAUUCUUGGCGUAGAAAACGUGAAAAAAGUGUAUCUGAAAUAUUACGUGCACAAGAACAAGAAUUAGGAAUUCAUUCUACAUCAUUAAGUAUGGAUGUAGAUAAUGAAAAUGAAUUGAAAAGUAUUCAUGAUUCCGAUACAUGGCGUGUUACACAUGGUGCAUAUUCUGAAUUAAUUACACGAUUAAGAACUACUGAAUCCCAAAUCUAUCAGCUUGAAUCCGAUAUGAAAAGGACACGAGAUCUUCAGCAAACUGGAUUAGAGGAAAUUUAUUAUAAUAAAUUAACUGAUCUAGAAGUACGAGUACCUGGAUUAAAACAAACAAUGAAUGAGUUAAGAACAAGUUAUAAUGAAAAAAUUAGGCCAUCUAAUUUAAGAUCACAACUUGGUGUGACAACCCAAUCUUACAUUGAUGAAUUGGAUCUCACUACAAUAGCAUCAGCUUCAGUUACCGGAAAAAUGCGUGAAGUUGAAGAAGGUAUUACUAGAUGCCGAGAUCUGCUGAACCAACAUAAAGAAUUAACUAUUAAAGUACAGAAACGUGAAGAAACAGAAUUUCGGUUGAAUGAACUGAGCAUGUGGUUAAGUCAAAGGAUUCACCGUUCGCUCGUGGAAUAUGGAAAGUAUGGCACAACAGUCGAACAAGUAGCAGAUUUUGAAGAUGUACAUCGGCGUCUUCAACGUGAGCUGCAAUCUAGAGAACCUAAGUUAGAAGAAUUAAGAAUUGCGAUUAGUCGACUAUCCCCACCUGCUGGUAGAUCGAGCUCACAGAAGUGA